AUGGCGGCGCAGGAAGGGAUGUCCGACUCGCCCUUGCGGGUCCUGGAAGAAGCGUUAGGAAUAGGUUUGACUGCAGCUGAGGAGACCGCAGACACUGUGGCCGCCGAGGGCGCCUACUACCUGGAGCAGGUUGCCAUAACUGAAGCAUCUGAAGAUGACUAUGAAUAUGAAGAGAUACCAGAUGAUAAUUUCAGCAUUCCAGAAGGUGAAGAAGAUCUGGCAAAAGCAAUUCAGAUUGUCCAAGAUCAGGCUACAGAUACUUACAUUUUGGAGCAGAAAACAGUUCUUCCUUCAAAGCAUGUGGUGCCUGAAGUAAUAGAGGACUUUUUCUGCAAUUUCCUGAUCAAAAUGGGAAUGACCAGAACUCUUGAUUGCUUUCAAUCUGAAUGGUAUGAAUUGGUACAGAAGAAGGUGACUGAACUUAGAGAUGGUGGGAUUGUUCCAGAUGUCUAUGCCCAGAAUAUGCUUUUAGAAAGUGAGAACAAAAAUUUGAAGAGAGACUUGAAGCAUUACAAAGAGGCAGCUGACAAGGCUAGAGAAGAUCUACUAAAGACUCAGAAAGAACGUGAUUUUCAUCGAAUGCACCACAAACGAAUAGUCCAGGAAAGGAAUAAAUUAAUUAAUGACCUCAAAGGGUUGAAGUUACAUUAUGCAUCUUAUGAGCCAACUUUGAGAGUAUUACAUGAGAAGCACCACACUUUACUGAAGGAAAAAAUGCUGACCUCCUUGGAAAGAGACAGAGCACUUGGGCAGAUUUCUGGACUUCAGGCAACACUGUGGCACAUGGAAACAGGGCGUAGUUACAAUGUUCCUGAAAUUAAAGUUGGUGAAAGUGAUGAAAGAAAAAAUGUACCAGAAGGUCCUACUCAGAAAGGUCUUCGUGAAGCCAGGGAAAAAAACAAAUGUAAAAAGUUGAUGAAAGGAACUACAAAGACCUCCUUUAACAGAAAUCAAGAGGGAGCCUAUGAUCUCAGAGCAAGAUCAGCCCUCUGUCCAACUUCACAUCUCCAUCAUCAGGAGUCAAGAAGAAACUGUCAAACUUGGAAUAAGACCACACCUCCGCAGGACAUUGACAGGGGACAGCAGAGUACCCAAGCAAUCAGAAUAAGACCAUACAUCUACAGGAGAGCAUGCCUUUGUCAGCAGGAGACAAAUGGGAGACCCUGAGCAGCACAUGUCUGUGGCCUGUCUUCCCCUAAACCUCUCUUUUCUGAACACCUAUACCUUUAUCCAUAUUCUUUUCUGUCUAAAGAAUCCCAGAUAUCCCAGUUCAUCAUUUAUCGCAGAACUCUAAACCUCCCUAAGCUGCCCUACUUCAAUUUUUCUGCUUCUACCUCUCCUUUUCCUUUCCUGACUCCUGAAAUCCUUUCUCUCUACUCUCCAGACUCAAGAUCAAUAAUCAGCAAAAUCCUUUAUAUCUUCAACCUCUAUUGUGAUUCUUCCCUUCACCUUCUCCACCAAUGGAAAUAUAGCUUCCAAUGACAGUUUCAAUAGUAGUCAGUGGGGUUCUGGUAAAUGUUUAAUGACCAGCUCUUUGGGAGAAAACAGAAAGGCCCGAUUAAUGUUUUCCAGUUUCCAUGCUGUCACGGUGGCUCUUCAAGCUACGGUGUUACUUCACUGAAUGUGGAGUUAGCAAGUGAUGCCCAUAGUUAGUUCUCCUGAGCUAGUAUGAGCCCAUUCCAAUAUACCACUCCUUGUAGCAUUCUGCAGUGGUGGUGUUCUCUCCUCUACUCAACUCAACUAUUACAUUGACUAUGAAGUAGGAUAAGUGUCCCCUUUUGCUUUUCACUGCUGACUUCAGUCCCUUUUCCCCUACUCCUUCAUCAGUACACAUUGCCUUGAAUCUCAUAAGAUUAUACCAUUUUUUUUAUUAUAGACACCUCUUCCUAGGUCAUUUUAAAAAUAUUAAUCCCUGUGACACUGUCACUUUCUUAAAAAUGAUUUGUCAUAAUUCUUGGUGAUUGAAAUAUUCACAUGGGUGAUCCUCCUUCCAAUGCUCUGGACUCAGUUUACUGUGUCUCUUGUCCAGUGAUCCUGUUCUCCAUCCAUUCUCAGCCACUCAAUUUUAUGAUUGCUUCUAUGCCAUCUUAUUGCCAAUAACUGUCAUGAAUUUUCAUUUCCUUUGCUGUUUGCUCCUCAUCUCCCAAAUCUCUACAUAUUGAAGGUUCACAGGGCUCAGUUCUUCAUCUCUUCUGUUUGCUGUUGUCAUUCCCUGGGUGAUCUCAUUCCGUUAAUGACUCCUUAAUUUUUAUCUUCAACUAGGAUCUCUUCCCUGCUCCCUAGUUUUCUAUAUCCGACUGUCUUCUUGACUCUUACAGUUACAUAUCAAUUCCCCACCAACACUGUAUCUCCUACAAUUUUCUCCAUCUUAAUUAAUGGAGACUAUAUCCUUCCAGUUUCUUAGCCAAAAAUAUUUGAAGUCAUCCUUGAGUCAUUUCUUUCUCAUGUACCUCACAUCUUAUAUGAAAGGAAAUUAUUUUGUUUCUAUCUUUGAAAUAUAUACAGACGUCCAUCCUUUCUUACCACUAGCACUGUUGCUUGCUAGACCAAGCUGCAAUCAUCUCUAGCUCAGAUUAUUGCAGUGGUCUACUAACUGGUCUCUCUGCUUCUGUCUUUGUCUCCCUUUAUUCUCUUUUGAACACUACAGCCCCCUUAAUUGCCUCUGUUUAAGAUCCUCUUAAAACAUGUCUGUCCCCAUAGCAUUUCUCUGCUGGAAACUUUUCGGUGGCUUCUUAUCUUAGAGUUACAGAUAAAAUCAUUAUAGCUUCUGAACCCUACAUGAUCUGGCCCCUUUUUUCAUCUCUGACCUAAUUUUUUAUUACCCUCCCCUUCAUUUCCUCAACUAAAAGCCACACUUGCUGCCUACCUAUUUGUAGAAUACUCUAAGCAUGUUCCUGCCUCGAGGCUUUUGUGCUUGAUUUUUCCUCUGCUAAGUUAUCUUCCCUCAGAUAUCCAUAUGGCUCAUCCCCUCACUUCCUUUAAAGCUUUAAUCAAAUGUCUUCUUUUUAGAGAAACCUUCCAUGACUACCCAAUCUAAAUUUUGAUGCUGCCUCUCAUUCCUGGACACUUCCUGGGGCUUCCUGCUUUAUUUUUUCUCUUUACAUGUCUCAUUGCCUAAUAUAUUUAUGUUAUACUUAUUAACUUAUUUUUUCCUCCCUAGAAUGUAAGCUCUAUGAGAACAGAGAUAUUUUUCACUGCUCUAUCCCCAGUGCCAAAAACAUGACUGGCAAAUAGUACACCAUAAAUAUUUGUAUUUGAAUGAAUGUGUAAGUGAAAAAAAAUGUGUUCUAUUUGUUGCUGUUUAUAUGCAUAUAAUUUAUUAAUCUAACAAUCUUAGAUACAGUGAGCUUGCUAAACUCUAUUUUUGUAACUUCAGUGUAGAUUCU
This is a messenger RNA of Choloepus didactylus (southern two-toed sloth), 3386 nucleotides long. RefSeq names its product sperm associated antigen 16 (gene SPAG16). The coding region runs from base 1 to 1167 and encodes 388 amino acids. The transcript is spliced from 10 exons. The record is from RefSeq and is a predicted model, not a curated record. NCBI's taxonomy places the organism in Eukaryota, Metazoa, Chordata, Mammalia, Pilosa, Megalonychidae. Gene Ontology annotation, biological process: axoneme assembly. Gene Ontology annotation, molecular function: protein binding. Gene Ontology annotation, cellular component: axonemal central apparatus.